ACGGCGUAAUGACGUAAGAGAGAGGCGUUCAUCUACAGUUCAGUACUCGCAAAGUGUAACAAGAACAACAGACCUUCUCAGCUCGGCAAUGUUGAAUGCUGUAACCAGGUGCCUUUGGUCAAAUCCUGUUGCAGGUAGAAGAAUGAUGUCUCAUCACAUAUCACAGAACUUGUCAGGAAAAGUUGCUAUAGUAACUGCAUCCACUGAUGGGAUUGGACUCGCAGCAGCAGAAGCCUUGGGUCAGAGAGGAGCACAUGUGGUCGUGAGCAGUCGACGUCAAACCAAUGUUGACAAGGCCGUGUCACUCCUGCGCAAUAAAAAUAUUAAAGUAAUAGGCACCACAUGCAACGUGGGCAAAGCAGAAGACAGAGAGAAGCUCAUUAACAUGACAGUCGAGAAGUGUGGUGGUGUGGACAUACUGGUGUCUAAUGCAGCAGUCAACCCGUUUUUUGGGAACAUAUUAGAUUCCACAGAGGACGUCUGGGACAAAAUACUUGGAGUGAAUGUGAAGGCUUCUUUUCUUCUGACCAAACUGGUUGUGCCUCACAUGGAGAAAAGAGGGGGUGGGUCAGUUGUGAUUGUGUCUUCAGUCGCAGGGUACCAACCAAUGCCAGCUCUGGGGCCCUACAGUGUGAGUAAGACUGCCCUGCUUGGUUUAACCCGAGCUCUUGCUCCUGAACUUGCCCAGAGCAACAUCCGAGUGAACUGUGUUGCCCCUGGCAUCAUCAAGACACGCUUUAGCUCUGCUCUGUGGGAAAACGAGGGUGUGCUGGAAGAGUUCUUGAAGCAGACAAGCAUAAAAAGACUCGGGCAGCCAGAGGAAAUUGGUGGCGUGAUUGCUUUCCUGUGUUCAGAUGAAGCCUCGUACAUCACAGGAGAGACCAUCACUGUAACUGGAGGCAUGAACAGCAGACUGUAAGAGGAGCGGCAGUGAAACAGAAAUUAUGUACGUCCACAUCUGAGGGAAAACCUCCUCACUCAAUGCACUUAAUUGUAAUAAAAUGAUUUUUGCAGAUUU
Messenger RNA from Danio aesculapii, 1018 nucleotides. RefSeq names its product dehydrogenase/reductase (SDR family) member 4 (gene dhrs4). Bases 89 to 919 code for a protein of 276 amino acids. The record is from RefSeq and is a predicted model, not a curated record. Lineage: Eukaryota; Metazoa; Chordata; Actinopteri; Cypriniformes; Danionidae. Gene Ontology annotation, molecular function: carbonyl reductase (NADPH) activity. The transcript is spliced from 9 exons.